CUCUUUGAUCAAUGCGGCGUAGUAUGCUCUCUGAAAGUCAUUUUGUAGAACCUGCACAGAUCCGGUGACCUUGGCUAAAACAAAAGUGGACGAAGCUUUCUCUGUGGUACACAAUGGCACCUCCAACAUAUGCUGACCUUGGAAAAUCAGCAAGAGACCUGUUCUCCAAGGGAUUUAAUUUUGGAUUCCACAAACUAGAAGUUACAACCAAAACCGACAGUGGUGUCAAGUUCACAACUAAGGGAAGCCACAGCAAAGAAACUGAUAGAAUCUCGGGAGAACUUAAUACAGAAUAUAAAUAUAAUGAGUAUGGUUUGACUUUUAAGGAGACCUGGACCACAGAAAAUAAGCUGUCCACUGAAGUUACCAUUGAAGAUCAACUAGCAAAGGGAUUUAAACUCACCUUUGAUACAGCAUUUGAGCCACAAACUUCAAAGAAGAGUGGACAGGUGAAAACUGGAUACAAGAACGACUAUGUGAACUUUACUGGAGACUGUGACUUCAACUUUGCUGGACCAACAAUCAAUGGAGCCCUCGUUCUUGGGUACAACAACUGGUUGGCAGGAUACCAGAUGGCAUUUGACACCAGUAAGAGCAAGCUGACAAAGAAUAACUUUGGCCUCGGCUACACCGCUGGUGAUCUAGCCAUCAAUGCUAAUGUAAAUGACCUUCAGGAGUUCCAGAGCUCCAUCCACAACAGGGUGAAUUCUGACCUUGACCUCGGCAUCCAGAUGUCCUGGACACAGGGAACAAACGCCACCUCUCUUGGCCUUGCUGCCAAGUAUGCUCUUGAUAGGAACUCUGCCAUCAAUGCUAAAGUCAACAACAAAGGACAGCUGGGACUUGGAUACUCACAGAACAUCAGACCUGGAGUGAAGCUUACCCUGUCCACACUCCUGGAUGGAUUGAACGCUGGAGGCCGCAAGAUCGGUGUUGGACUUGAGUUCAACAAUUAACUGUUGCCAUCUUAAUGCCCACUUCCAGGCUGCAGGCAGUGGCAUAGUGCGUACGGACUAGGAAGUGUCAUCAUGUUGUUAUUGAAAUGCACGGUGUUGCAAAUGUGGAAUAGGUGUUGUAAUCAAGUACUGGGUUUAAGAAUGUGAUGUUAGACAUUUUCAGGCAAUUUGUGAAUUUUUGUUGUAUUGAGGCAAAUUAAAAAUUAAUAAUGAAUUAAAUUAAAAAAAAUAUCUAUGGAAAUAGUCUCACAGUUAGUUUGUCCAAAUAUUGAUUAACACGUUUGUUAGGAAUUUAAUACUGUUCAGCUCGAUGUACCAAAUCAUAAGUGCUCUUCAUUGUUUACGCAGUGUUUUUCAGUGUUGUUAAGUAUUUUUCACUAGAUUAUUUGAUAAGCUUGUUUGCUAUAUGUUUCAUUUAUGCAAUGUUUUAUCAUGUAUGCACAGUCCUUAGUACUCAUACCGUGUAACUGUUAUUGUAUAUAUUAUAUACAUCAUAGGUGUCUAUUGUGUAUCAUUGUAUUAAUUUCAUUUUCACCGUGCAUUGGAGUCUUCAUACUGUGUGCCACUGUCCGCUUUAAACUUUCAAGAAAUGGAAGACUAACAAGCCAUUACUGUGUUUUAUUCUGCCCCUUGACACUAACAUCGGUCUUGGAGUUUUAGAUUUAAUACCUUGCUUUGUAAAUUCCUGUAUUCUUUGGAAUAAAUUAUUGGAUGUGAA
This is a messenger RNA of Mya arenaria, 1674 nucleotides long. Its product is annotated as voltage-dependent anion-selective channel protein 2-like. Gene Ontology annotation, biological process: monoatomic anion transmembrane transport. Bases 114 to 956 code for a protein of 280 amino acids. The record is from RefSeq and is a predicted model, not a curated record. The transcript has 9 exons. Gene Ontology annotation, cellular component: mitochondrial outer membrane. Gene Ontology annotation, molecular function: voltage-gated monoatomic anion channel activity. NCBI's taxonomy places the organism in Eukaryota, Metazoa, Mollusca, Bivalvia, Myida, Myidae.